This is a messenger RNA of Nothoprocta perdicaria, 3109 nucleotides long. RefSeq names its product aquaporin 9 (gene AQP9). The record is from RefSeq and is a predicted model, not a curated record. Gene Ontology annotation, cellular component: basolateral plasma membrane; plasma membrane. The coding region runs from base 221 to 1087 and encodes 288 amino acids. Gene Ontology annotation, molecular function: urea transmembrane transporter activity; water channel activity; glycerol channel activity. The transcript is spliced from 6 exons. NCBI's taxonomy places the organism in Eukaryota, Metazoa, Chordata, Aves, Tinamiformes, Tinamidae. Gene Ontology annotation, biological process: water transport; glycerol transmembrane transport.
AGAGAAGGCACAGGACGGAAACUCAUGAUGAAUUGUUAGGGCACGUUGAGUUGGUUCUGUCAGUGCCUGCAGUCAGAUGAUUUCACUGGCCGUACGGGAUGAAAUCUCAUAUUUCAAUGUAUAAGUAAAAGUGUCAAAGUUCAGCUGAAGCAGGGACGAUUACAGAGCAUAUUUUGUGUGUAUUUGUAACUAGGGCUGCAGAGCAAUAGAGGAAGCAAAAAUGAGCCGGAAAAACAAGGGGAGUUUGAAGGAGAGAUUUGCCUUGAAGAACAGCUUUGCUAAAGAAGCCCUCUCAGAAUUCCUGGGAACUUUUAUAAUGAUAGCACUUGGAUGUGGGUGCGUGGGGCAGGCUGUCCUCAGCCGAGGUGCCCAUGGUGGGCCCAUGACAGUGUCUGUUGGAUUUGCGGUGGCAGUCGCCAUGGCAGUGUAUGUGUCUGGGGGCGUUUCCGGUGGUCACAUAAACCCAGCAGUUUCAUUAGCCAUGUGCGUGACUGGAAGAUUAAAAUGGACCAAAUUACCAAUUUACAUAUUAGCACAAUUCCUGGGAGCAUUUGUUGGAGCAGCGGCUGUCUUUGGGAUUUAUUAUGAUGCUUUCAUGGAUUAUAGCAAUGGGAAACUUGAAGUCACAGGACCUAAUGCAACGGCACAUAUCUUUGCAACAUACCCCGCUCCAUAUCUAACCCUCAUAAAUGGAUUUGCAGAUCAGGUGAUGUCAACAGCUGUUCUUCUUCUGGCUAUAUUUGCUAUAUUUGACACGAAAAAUAAAGCAGUACCAAAGGGCCUGGAGCCAAUUGCAGUAGGCCUCCUGAUCAUCGUACUUACGUGCUCCUUGGGAAUGAACAGUGGCUGCGCCAUGAACCCAGCCAGGGACCUAGGYCCUAGGCUCUUCACAGCUGUGGCAGGAUGGGGAAUGGAAGUAUUCACGGCUGGAAAUAAUUGGUGGUGGGUCCCGACAGUGGCACCUAUGCUGGGGGGAGUACUUGGAGCUGUUACCUACAUAGUUUUUAUUGAAAUUCAUCAUGCAGAUACUGAGCCAGGAGAAGAAAACGACUUACGUGAUAAAUAUGAACUUACUAAUAUGGAUUAGAAAAGUGAACAACUUGGUUCUUUCAUACUAUUUUUAGUCAAAUGAUUGUUUGGACCAUUUUAUAAAAUAUGUAUCUCUCAAUUAGAAAUAUACCUUUCAUAGCAGCAAAUUUAUAUAGGAAACAAGUUAAAAACUAACCUCUUUCAUGAAACAACAGCCUGACCACAUUCAAAACUGGAAUUAAGUUACUAUUCUCGGGUGAAUAAAUUGUUCUAUCACAUCAGGUUGUCACCUGGAUGAAACUGCAGUGAGAUGGUAUGCUGACCCGUCGUUCAACACAGAUAAUUAGGCAACAUGAUUUAGACUAACUCAAAAUGGAUGAGAUAAUGUUAUCUAACUGCAUACAUAGGUAGUUAAUUAGUUCACUGCUGAAUUAAAGUAUGAGAGAUCUUUUACUUGUUAUAACCAUUAUUUUUAAAUGCUCAUGCUUAAAAAAGGCCUGAAUUGCCGAGAUGUCAAUGGAAGUAGCUUUAAUUAUCUUCCUAGCUAUUUAUCUAGCCAGUGACUGAGCAGUGAGGAGAUAACUCGCCAGUGAUGAGAUUUAGUCACUCAGAAUAUGAUCGCAAAAGGUAAACUCUGUUAUGAGAUCAACAAUAAGUAGUACUUCCCUUGUUCUUCAGAGCAAUGAUGUUCAAUUAUUUUUAAACUGUUUACUUGACCUUUAUGUAACCUAAUAUYAAAACCCUAACCCAGAAUAUUAACCCAAACCUCUCCUGCUGUGCUUUCUGAAUAAAAUUCAUUCCUGUGGAGAUGGGCCAGCACUAGAGGCUUAUGCUGUGCCGAGGUCAGCAAAAGGCCUGUGGCUGUAUAAGCUUUUAAGAGGCCGUGUACUGCUGAUCUACACAAGGGAGAAUUUCAUCUGCUCUGUGGGAACAAUUUUUAUUUUGGUAGCACUAAUUAAAAUUAGAAGCAGGUCUCARACCUAGGUCCAGAUCUGAAUUCCCUGAGGAAUACCAGCUCCACAUCAGAGUCUGAAGCAGGGCUUCUCUGGCACUAAGCAGAAGUGGCUGGAUAUAUGCCACUUCCUCAACGUCUACAUGASGCUAUUCCAGGAUUAUAGGCAAAUUUCAACUUUAAAAAGUGAAAUUACUUUUGGCUAAUCACUGUAUAUUGAAUGUAUGCAGUUAAUUAAUUUUUUAUACAUAUGCAUACAUAUAUUGUUGGUGACAAUCAUAAAUAAAUAGACAUUAUAUUCAGUAAUACUCUCAAGCUAUUUUCAUGGCAAAACCUCACGGCAUCAGUUCAGUGGACUCAUUGCAGGGUCUCCCUCUGGAUUUCUGCAGUCCUGCUCCCUUGAAUUCCAUACUGUUUUCUAAUGCUCUCCUGAAGGGAGGAAACUCUUUCCUUGGCCAGUCAAGGCCUGUGCACUUCAGUGAGGUCUUGACCUCAUCAUCAGAAGUGGUUUAGAGAAUAACAUGGUCAGAGUCUGCCUCGGCAUUUAUGUGGAUCCUGUCCCGUCUGCACAUGCCUUCGGCGCCCUCCCACGUGCGCCGCAGCAAGCGCAGGGCAGCAGGUACAGGCUCGCAGGAUGCUGCGGCUGUGGGCAGAGGAUGCUGCAGCCUUUACAAGCAUAAUUCUGAUUUUAAUUACACUCUUGCAUAAAACCUGCAGAACUGUAGGCUCCCCAGUAUUCAUGUAAAGCCUUGAAAAAUGUCAAUUUGAUUUACUGUCUCUCUGCUGUAGGUUAAAAGCAAUACCCAUAACCAUGCACRUUUGGCUGCAUCGUGUUGCCACAAGGUGACUGCCAGCCCCAGGGCUGGAGCACGGCCCCCUGCUCUGGCAGGCACGUGGUGAAGCCACCACUUGGCAUAAAGUUUCUGUCUGUGCAGGGAAUAAAAAUAGCCAGAGAGACAGUUAACCAGAUGUAACAGGUUUUACCCAAAAUGGUUAGAAAUGGUGGAAACAUUUAUUGUACUAGAACUUUGCAUUGCCAUUGGGCUUUAUAGACCUCACUAUCAAUUAUUUUAAUAUGCCACGGACAGCCUGGGGAAAAGCAGAAUACAGGGAGGGCUGACAAAGGGA